Molecule: messenger RNA, 1952 nt
Organism: Osmia bicornis bicornis
Lineage: Eukaryota; Metazoa; Arthropoda; Insecta; Hymenoptera; Megachilidae
Product: solute carrier family 35 member E2A-like
Exons: 5
Coding region: 506-1606 (366 amino acids)
Cellular component (GO): Golgi apparatus
Molecular function (GO): antiporter activity
Source: RefSeq, a predicted model, not a curated record
UGUAAAUAUGCAUGUAAAACGAAUAGAUUGUAGUAAUUUUUAUUAAUUAUAAUUUAAUUUAUAUAUCUUUAUUUGAUAAUAUACAUUGUUAAAAGUAAUGCAAUAAUAAGGUAAAUGAAAAAUCAUAUUUUAAUUGUAAAGUGUUGAAAAUAUUACAUUGAAUGAACCGAGUUAACACACAUAUUGACACAAGUGUAAGUGAAUCGCGUAUCGCUUCGUGAUGCGAUAACUAUAAGGUUACUAUGAUUACUCAAGCUGAAAAUCGUAUACCACUUUUAACACAAAACCACUGUGUAGUUUUUCGAACUAUCCGAUGUACCGACACUAAAAUUCUUAGUACGAACUUAAAAACUUGUGAGAACAUAACCUAGUUAACCUUAGAAGAAAACACACGAAUGUCAACAUUGUGUUAACUGGACGUACUGAAGAUGUGAUCUCAUCGGAAAAGUAGCAUUUGUCAAGUUGUACGUAAUGUCAUAAUAUUUUAUGUAAAAAAGAAAGUGUAAUGGAAAAUCAUUCCGUUAGAAUAAAUUAUGCGCUAACAUCUCGCGACACAGAACAACCAUUAAUACACGAUAGCCAAACUAAACAAUACGGAGAGAACAGUAAAAACCGUGAAGAAAUACUUGUAUUAACAAGCGAAGUAAAGGGUGGCUUGUUUUAUCCCAGGGCUUUGUUAUUUUUAACAUUAUGGUACUUCUUCAGUGGAUGUACUUUGUUUUUGAACAAAUACAUAUUAUCUUACAUGGAAGGCGAUCCUACAAUUUUGGGUGCUUGUCAGAUGUUAAUGACAGCUGUUUGUGGAUUUAUACAAAUGUAUUUUCCAUGCGGAAUGUACAAAGCAAAUCCUAGGUUAAUGAGGCCAGCAGGUUUUUAUAAGCAUAUGAUAUUGGUAGGAUGUACAAGAUUUACAACUGUAGUACUAGGAUUAGUGUCACUCAAUUAUGUAGCAGUGAGUUUUACAGAAACUAUUAAAAGUAGUGCUCCACUUUUUACCGUCCUUAUUAGCAGAUAUUUAUUAGGAGAACAUACAGGGUUAUAUGUAAAUUUAUCUUUAAUACCGGUAAUGGGUGGACUUGCUCUAUGUUCAGUAAAUGAAAUCAGUUUUGAUCUCAGGGGAUUUAUUGCUGCUAUGGCUACAAAUGUAACGGAAUGUUUGCAAAAUGUAUAUUCCAAAAUGUUAAUAAGCGGUGAUAAUUUUAAGUAUACACCUGCAGAGCUGCAAUUUUAUACCAGUAUAGCAUCAAUCGUGGUACAAGUACCAGUUUCAAUUUUAUUGGUAGAUUUAACAACACUUCAACAUUCUUUAAGUUUUAAAUUAUUCACAGCAUUUCUUCUGAAUGGAGUGUUUUUCCAUUUUCAAAGUAUCACUGCAUAUGUACUUAUGGAUUACAUCAGUCCUGUGACACAUAGUGUUGCUAAUACUGCAAAGAGAGCUUCAUUAAUUUGGCUUUCAGUUCUGUUGUUUAACAAUCCUGUGACUGGUUUAUCUGCAAUGGGAACAUCCUUGGUAAUAGCAGGAGUAUUAUUGUAUAAUCGUGCACAAGAAUAUGAUAGAUUGAACAAAGCAAAAUUACGAUACACUUCGAAAGUUAAUUUACAAUAAUUUUAUAUUAGUGUUAUUAAGGAUUUAUAAUUACUGAGAAUAAAUUAUUGUAUUAAGUGUAUUAUUCCAUGAAAAACUAAAACAAAUUUAGUUUUAAUUUCUACAAUCCAGUAUUUUAUUAAUUAUAAUAAUUUAUACUUUCAAUUAAAGUAAGACAAUGAAAAUAUAUUUUGCAUCCUAGAUGCAUCUUUUGAUAAAUAACUUUAAUUGCAUAUAUAUGACGAUAAAAUUAACGUAAUCGUAAAACAUUAUGUUAAAUACAAAAUACACUGUACAAAAAGAAUAAAGCGAUGUAAAUAAUCUUUUAAUAAAUAAACAUAUGCAUGUACAUACAUGCUUUAUAUAA